This is a messenger RNA of Diabrotica virgifera virgifera (western corn rootworm), 2079 nucleotides long. RefSeq lists its product as uncharacterized. The transcript has 2 exons. The record is from RefSeq and is a predicted model, not a curated record. Lineage: Eukaryota; Metazoa; Arthropoda; Insecta; Coleoptera; Chrysomelidae. Bases 99 to 1703 code for a protein of 534 amino acids.
UUGUGGAUAAUUCCUUUUCGCUUUUUAUUAUCUGUGCUUUAAUAGUAUCAAUAAUAAUAAUGGAAGCAACACAAAAUCAACAUUACAAAUAAUAUUGUAUGGUUCACUUGUGUUCCAAUACCACUUAUAAAACGCCCGGAAAGCUAUUUAUUCGUGUGCCUAAAGAUAAAAAACGUCGUUUAAAAUGGUUAAAGGCAUGCAGAAAAAGUGAGAAAGAUAUUUCACAGAAAACUACAGCCCACGUAUGUGAGGAUCAUUUUAAUCUUGAAGGAGACAUGGAUAACUAUGUUAAAUACAAGUUAAUGGGUGGUCAGAAAAAAAUGAAACCAAACGUAGUGCCUCAUAUAUUUGAUUGCCAGCAAAAUAGAAAAAGAUCUUAUGAAAAUCAUCCCAGGGCAGCAGGUACUAAGAGAACUGCAAGAAUUGUUGAUAAAGCUAUUUCUUUGGUGCCACAAGAUCCAGCUUGUAUUCAGAAGAAUUUGGAGAUAGUUGCAUGUAGUAGUAAGACCAUUCACCCUAUGGAAAUUCAGCUGGAAACAAAUGACAUUGAAGUUUCGAAAAGGGAUGUCUCUUCACAAACUCGUCCUAGUGUUAGGACUAAAGGUGUUCAAUGUAACCUACAGUGUGUAAUUACAGUAGGGUUAUCACCAAUCAAAAUUAUUCCAGUUAACGUAGAGAUGAAGCCAUCAACGAGUUAUGUGACAAAUAUUUCUGAAACUACUCUAAGCAUACAAAGUAGUGAUCAUGAAAAUUUUAGUGAAAGUGUUAGUGGAAGUAGUGAGUAUACUUUAAUGCCCGGUGAAGUGAAAAAACUUAAUGAUGAAAAGAGAACUGAAUUUAAAAAUCUGACAAUGAAUUGUACGAUUACAAAGUUACAAAACAGACCUAGAUUGUAUAUGGGAUUGCCAGAACAUGUAUACUAUACAUUUCAAUUUCUAGAGAAAUAUUGCACGGUAAAUUCUAUGUAUAUAUUUUUAACACUAAAAAAAAUCAGGACUGGACUUUCUUUUAUAGCUCUAGCAGAUGAUUUUGGCAUAACUGAAAGUUAUGCUUCAAAAAUAUUUUCGAAAUCUGUUCCAAUUAUAAGUAAAUAUUUAAGAAAAUGUAUAAUACAACCUCAUGUUACAUUCGUGAAAUCAAAUUUACCAAUAGCUUUUCGAGCUCGACAUUGUAAUGUUUAUUGUAUAAUUGAUUGUUUAGAAAUAGAGAUAGAGAAACCAACAGAUGCAGUGAAACAAUCUUUAACAUGGUCAGAUUAUAAAAAAUGUAAUACACUUAAAUAUUUAAUAUGUUGUACUCCUGAUGGUAUCAUAAAUUAUAUAUCGACAGCAUUUGGGGGUCGUACAUCUGAUGCUGUCAUUGCAGAACAUAGUGGUUUUUUAAAUAUUUUACCUCCAAAUGUUGCUGUUAUGGAUAGGGGAUUUAAACAUAUUGACCAUUUACUUAGGUUUAAAGGUUGUGUACUAAUUAGGCCACCGAGUGUCUCUGUAGGUACAAAACCUAGUAAAGAUGAGGUAUUUGAGACCAAACGAAUAGCUAGCUUGAGAAUUCAUGUGGAAAGAGUUAUUCGUAGAUUGAGAGAAUUUUCAUUUUUAGCACCACAUGCAUGUAUUGAUAAUAAAUUGUUGUAUUAUUCAGAUAAUAUUAUCAAAAUAGUGUGUGGAUUAAUCAACUUGCAAUCAGGAAUAAUUUCAGGACGGUAACUUUUUGUAGGUUUUACUUGUAUACUUUGUAGGUAGUUAUUUAGUUUUAGAAAAAAAAAUUAGAAUAUUUUUAAGAAAAUGGUUGGUAAAAACCUGAUAUUUCAUAUUAUUUCUAUUUCACUAUUUGCAAUACAUUAUUAUUAUCUAAUCUUAUAUUCUUGUUCUCAUGAUCAUUUUUCAGUGCGUCACAGUUUUUCGAUUUCUCUCUAAUGCAUUAAGUUAGAUGAGACGGAAAAAGCGGUAGCUCCGUGAUUAAACACAAAAAUAAUGCAGCAUUACAAUGGUUAUACAGAGAGAGUCUGUAAAGUGGAAUAAAUUCAAUAUCUCAAAUACUAAUUGUUUUUUUGGAAAAUGCUCAGACCCGUCGAUUAGUAUU